CUCUUUGUCCCUCCCUCCCGUCUCCCUUUUUAUUCCUCGUUUCCAGCCGUUGCCCACGGUGGAAGGGAAAGCUCGUGACCUCCUCCAUCCUUUCCCUGAAGCCACGGUGACCGCCGGCGACGCCGCCUAGCUUGCUGUCACCGACGCCAAGACGCCGCCGGCUGCAACCCAAGGGCCGUCAACGCCGCUUCCUCCAAAUUCGUCGCAUCCGCCGGCCAUCCUCCAAAAUUGAGGUAAUUGCAGGGUCACUAGUGCCAGAGGUAUUUUUGGAGAUGGUUAGUGCGAGGCCAGUAAAUGGAGAAUUGGAUGCAUGGUUCAGAAGCCUCAUGCUUUCUAUUGGCAAUGGGAGGGGAGAGGCUGAAAGUGGUGGUGCAAUGCCAACCUUGUCAGGCUGGAAGGACCUUCCUGUUGAGCUGCUGCUGCGGAUUAUGUCAAUAGUUGGAGAUGACCGGAUGGUUGUUGCGGCAUCUGGUGUUUGCACUGGUUGGCGUGACGCACUGGGAUGGGGGCUUACUAAUCUUUCCCUCUCACGGUGUCGUCAGAACAUGAAUAACUUAAUGAUAUCACUUGCUUACAAAUUCACAAAGCUUCAAGUUCUUACUCUUCGACAGAACAUAGCUCAGCUUGAAGACACUGCAGUUGAGGCAGUUGCCACCUACUGUCAUGAUCUACGUGAGUUAGACCUUAGCAGAAGUUUUAGGCUUAGUGACCGUUCCUUGUAUGCAUUAGCUCAUGGCUGUCCACAGCUUACAAAACUAAACAUUAGUGGAUGUUCCAACUUCAGUGACAUUGCCUUGACCUAUCUUACUUGCCACUGUAAAAAUCUUAAGUGCUUGAAUCUAUGUGGUUGUGGGAAGGCAGCAACAGACAGAGCUUUGCAGGCCAUAGCUCAUAAUUGCGGCCAGCUUCAAUCAUUGAGCUUAGGUUGGUGUGAGGAUGUCACUGAUAAGGGAGUGACCAGCUUGGCGUCGGGGUGCCCUGAUCUCAGGGCUCUGGACUUGUGCGGUUGUGUUCUUAUAACAGAUGAGAGUGUGAUCGCUCUUGCCACUGGGUGUCCACACCUGCGAUCUUUAGGCUUGUACUACUGCCAGAACAUCACCGACCGAGCCAUGUACUCCCUCGCAAACAGCCGGGUCAAGAGCAAACGCAGGAGGUGGGAUGCCGCGAGGAGCAGCAGCAGCGGCACCUCUAGCAAGGAAGAAGACGGCCUCGCGAACCUGAACAUCAGCCAGUGCACGGCCCUGACACCCCCCGCCGUGCAGGCGGUCUGCGACUCCUUCCCGGCGCUCCACACCUGUCCUGACAGGCACUCCCUGAUCAUCAGCGGCUGCCUCAGCCUGACGUCCGUCCACUGUGCCUGCGCCCUCCACCCGCACCGGGCUGGAAGAGCCAUGGUGCCUAGCCACGCAUACUGAUGGUGCUUGGCAGCUUUGGUCCUGGUGAACGCCGGUUGCCUGAUGGAUGUGGUUUCUUCCUCCUGGCCUAGAAGGAAGACGCUGUGUGAAUAAGCGUGGGAACUCAAUAAUAAUGUAUAUAAUAGGACUAUGUCAGUAGGGUUUCUGUGUGAUAAUUGAUAACCAUGGAGUGGAGAAUGGCUGGAGAGUUGCUUCUCUGCCACUCGGGCCACUUACUACAUGCUACUGCAAAAAUGUAUGCUAUGUAGGGGACUUCUUUUAAGGGGCUUAUCUAUGUGUACGAAAGAUUUGCCAUUCUAGCCCACAUGCCAUUAAAUCAAAUGAUCCGACUUAUAAUUUUCAUAGG
Oryza brachyantha (malo sina) is the source of this 1761-nucleotide messenger RNA. RefSeq names its product F-box protein SKP2A-like. The transcript has 5 exons. Gene Ontology annotation, biological process: SCF-dependent proteasomal ubiquitin-dependent protein catabolic process. The record is from RefSeq and is a predicted model, not a curated record. Gene Ontology annotation, molecular function: protein binding. Gene Ontology annotation, cellular component: SCF ubiquitin ligase complex. The coding region runs from base 273 to 1415 and encodes 380 amino acids. Lineage: Eukaryota; Viridiplantae; Streptophyta; Magnoliopsida; Poales; Poaceae.